Molecule: messenger RNA, 2336 nt
Organism: Actinia tenebrosa (Australian red waratah sea anemone)
Lineage: Eukaryota; Metazoa; Cnidaria; Anthozoa; Actiniaria; Actiniidae
Cellular component (GO): precatalytic spliceosome
Molecular function (GO): zinc ion binding; double-stranded RNA binding; single-stranded RNA binding
Source: RefSeq, a predicted model, not a curated record
UCCAUUUGCCGCGAACAGUAAAAAAGUUGAAACGAAAACGAAGAAGGCCAAUUUUUUGCCUCAAAAAUAUUAUAUUUUCUCUUUAUCUAAACAGGUCACCAUGAGUGGGAACGGGGCUAACGUUAGCAAAAGUGAACUGCCUAAAACUAGUUCUCCAAGCUUCGUUCCAGGGGCAAAUUUGUACACGGAUUUCGCUUCCGACUCCAUUCCUACUCCUGUCCAACCUGUACAAACUGCCAUGUUUGAGGCUAAUCAAACGACGAAGGAAACACAAGGAAAAGGUGAUAAAACUAGCGAAGAACAACAUAAGAGGCCGAACAGAAAAGACUGGAUUGAUACUGAAAAUCCUCUUCGUUGUAAACCAUGUAAUUUUGUUGCCCAAAACAUUGAGGAAUUCCAGGACCAUUCUUUAAGCUAUAGACAUAUCAAGAAAACCGCAGAAGUUCUGGAGAUGAAGGUCAACUCAAAGAAACCCGAGGAGAAAAAGAAACAAACUGCUUUUACUUGUGAGAUUUGUGUGUGUUCGUGUAAUAGUGAGUCUGCAUGGAACUCCCAUCUUGUUGGACAGAAGCACAGGAAGAAUCUUGAGAAACAAGGUGCAGCGAAAAUGUUUCAAAAGCAGAAGAUGAAGUAUGGAGGUGGUAUGGAGGUAGGUGGUGGCCCAGUGUACCACAGGACUCUGCCAUCCCAUGGAUAUAAGCCCUACCAAAAACCAACAUAUACUCCACAAUCUUCCUACAGUCUACCAAAACCUGGGUUACAGUGUGCAAAUGACUUUGCUCAAUACAAGGAACCACUCAUAGGGUUGGAAUAUGUCACUGAAAUCCAGGUGACUGGGCAGAAUCCCAGGUACCACUGUAAACUCUGUGAUGCAAAGUUUGAUCACAACGUCAAGUUUCCUCACUUGGUUGGCGCCAAACAUCGCUUUAAUGUAUUGAAAGAGAAAAAUCCUGCAAUUGCUCAAGAAAUCAGACUUGGGGUAAAAAAGAGGUCAGAACUUACAGGCAAGCUGCUGGACGAAGCAAUGAAGAUAGAGCAACAAGAAGGCCGCCAGCAGGUUAAGACAUGUGUAGAAGCCAGCCCUUUUGAUGGUGGUACAAAUAACAUUACGCAAGGGAGUCUUCUCUUCCAGGGAUCAUCACCAUAUUCAGCAAACACAGGUGGUUUGGGUAGGGGAUUUACAACUCCAUCCAGACCCUACCAGAAAUCCCCAAGAGGUCACCCACUCAAAGGACCAGCAACACAUCAAAACAGAGCAGGUCAAAAAAGACCCCCAGGUUUAAUGAACUUCCAAAACCAAUAUGAGUCUACUACACCUGUGUAUGGAAACAAUAACCAACAGUAUAACAGCAAUAUUGCCAGUUUUGGAACUGGACCACCUUUAUACCAAGAAACCCCAGUGAGAGGGCGUGGUGGUAGAGGCCAUGGGUUUAGGGGCACUAAUCAAAACUAUGGUAGAGGUUACAAUAACAAGCAGAAUAGACAAACUCCWGGUUUCACACCUACAAGUACAAAUACAUACCAACCAAAUCACCCUGGAUUUACCGCCAGCACUCCAUAUAACUACAGUACCUCAGCACCACUGCUUCCCAGGGAAGCAUUUGCUCCAAGUACAACACCAAGGUUACCACCAAAGUACAAUAACACACAAAACUCAAACUCUGGUCAAACUGGAACAACUCAAGCUAAAAGGAAUGAUUCUCCAGCUACAACAACCCAGGCUUCAUUCCAGCCAGAUUCUCCAUCUACAGAAUCUUCACAAGAUCUACUACAAGGCCUAGCAGACUUGGGAAAACUUGUGAGUUCUGAGGAAGAUGCUUCCAUUGCUUUACAAGUAUCAAAUGCUUUAACUCAAGCAUUGUUGAAAUAUAGAAUGCAGAGCAUCAAAGAGGAACAAUAUUGAGAUAACCUGGAAUUCUACGUGGAAGAGUAUUUUCAUACGUUCUAUUAAUAACUUUGUACAUACAAAAAUACCCUGAGGAGAACCCUGUUUGAUUAUGGCAUUAGUUUCUUGUUCCUGUUUGCCAGCCAUAAUCAGGUUCCUUCCUUUCUCAUUUGUUUAAUAAAUAUUCCAUUUGGGCAAAACAUCUUUUGUUAAAAGAAAUAUGAUAACGAUAUGUCUACAAAGAGUAGUCAUGUGGGCAAUUGAAUUCUGAAUAUGAAUACGAUUUGAAGUGAAAGACGAAUGGUGGAACAGCACGUGUAUGAUAUCUACUAUAGAAUAGUGUAAGGGUACUCUAGUCCUUGCCAAUAUUAUGUACAAAGAGAUUUACCAAUGAAAAUGAAUGUAAACAUAGUUGUUGUAAAAAUGAAUAAAAGGCAAUCAUAGCAGACAA